UCAAUUCGCUGCGUUUUCAUCAUAUUUUCAUUUCAUCAUUCAUGCGGAUAUUUUGUGGGGUGCGUCCUAUUUUUUUUGUUUGUCGUCCUUCAUGCAGUGAUGGAGGAUGAGGAUGGAGGAUGAGGAUGAGGAUGGAGGAGCUGAUGAAUCAUAGACGUCGUCAGAAAAAAAAAGCAGCUAAAAAAAAUCAUUUCAGAGGUGAAAUAUAAAACUAAAACAAGAAGGUUUCCGGGUUUAUUCCGCACAUCGAGCUGGAAAUCUGUUUCUGCGUUUGUCAGAAAAUUUCAUUUAUUGUUUCUGCGUGUUGUAUGACGUCACGUCGAGCUCGUCCAUCUUCAGUCAAACGUGUGAAUAUCAGGUGGAUUUGAGUUUCAGGAGGUGCUGCAGAGCGUGAAGAUGGCCAACGCCGUGGCUUCCUACGACCAGCUGGCCCACCAGGUGGAGGCGCUCCGCAAGGAGAACUCCCACCUGAGGAGGGAGCUGGAGGACAACUCCAACCACCUGUCCAAACUGGAGACCGAGACCUCCGGCAUGAAGGAGGUGUUGAAGCAGCUGCAGAGUAAACUGGAGCAGGAGGCGGGAACGCUGGCCUCGUCCGGGAGGAGCGACGUGCUGCACCAACUCAAAGAGCUCCACAUGGACCUCACCAACUACUAUGAACUCAAACACCAACCUCACAACCUGAGGCUGCUGACGGACAGUCUGGGAGGGGCGGGGCUAACAGGUGUUGGCGGAGGGGCGGAGCUAGACGACCGUCUGGCUCUGCCUCCUUCCUCCUGCUCCUCCUCCUCGGCGGCGGCGGGCAGAGCCAGGAGUCCGCUCAGAGCGUCGUCCCGUCUGAGUGCAGCGUCCGGGGGGGAGGCUGCCGCCGUCAUGAUGCCGCAUCACUUCCUGGACGGAGCCCCGCCCAAAACAGCUGUGAUCAGUGGGGCGGAUGGACGACAGAGCGAUCACCACCUGGAGGAGCUGUACAAGGAGAGGAACCUCCUGCUGGGGGAGAUCGACCGCGAGGAGAGGGAGCGCUGCUGGUACUUCAGCCAGCUGGAGGCGCUGUCACAGAGACUGGCUCAGCUGCCUCGCAUCGACACGUUUUCUCUGCAGAUGGAUCUGAUCCGGCAGCAGCUGGAGUUUGAAGCCCAGCAGGUUCAAUCCGUGAUGGAGGAACGCUUCGGCACCAGCGACGAGGUGGUUCAGAGGACACAGGUGCGUGUAGCUCGUCUGGAACAGCUGGAGAAAGAGCUGCAGGAGGCCCGAGGGAGUCAGGAGAGCCAGCUACAGCUGUCCGGAGCUGAGAAGCCCCCUGCUGGUGAACCGGAGAACAACACGUCAUCAGCUGCUGCAGCAGGAACAGAAGCUCCUGCAGACGGAGGCAGCAAGGUGGAGAUGGUAUUCUGGCUGCUCUCCAUGCUCGCUAACAGAGAUAAGGAGGAGAUGUCUCGGACUCUGCUGGCUCUGUCCAGCUCUCAGGACAGCUGCAUCGCCAUGAGGAAGUCCGGCUGCGUCCCUCUGCUGGUCCAGAUCCUGCACGAAGCUCCGGGUGGCGCCGGCGCCGGCGGCGGACCCGGGGAGACGGCGACGGGUGGUACGACGACGGGCUGCAGCCGAGAGGCCAAAUCCAGAGCCAGCGCCGCCCUCCACAACAUCAUCUACUCCCAGCAGGACGAGGGCCAGGCCCGUCGGGAGAUGAGGGUGCUGCACAUGCUGGAGCAGAUCCGGACCUACUGUGACAGCGGCUGGGACUGGAUCGAGAGCCACGAAGGGACACCUUCACCCGGAGGAACCAGAACCACUGACAUUCCCGAGCCUGUGGACCCUCAGAUCUGUCAGGCCAUGUGCGCCAUCAUGAAGCUUUCCUUUGAAGAGGAGUACCGACGCGCCAUGAAUGAAUUAGGCGGUCUGCAGGUGGUGGCUGAUCUGAUCCACCUGGACCAGGACAUGUACGGCAUGCAGAACGACCCCAUCAACAUGGCGCUGCGCCGCUACGCGGGGAUGGCUGUGACUAACCUCACCUUCGGAGACGUUGUCAACAAGGCCACACUGUGCUCAAAGAAGAGCUGCCUUCAGGCUCUGGUGGCCCAGCUGGCCUCAGACAGCGAGGAGCUUCAUCAGGUGGUCUCCAGCAUCCUGAGGAAUCUGUCCUGGAGGGCCGACAUCAGCAGCAAGAGAGUCCUCAGAGACAUCGGAUGUGUGUCUGCACUGAUGACCUGCGCCCUGCAGGCCACGAAGGAGUCAACCUUGAAGAGUCUUCUGAGUGCUCUGUGGAAUCUGUCGGCUCACAGCAUCGACAACAAGGUGGCAAUCUGUUCGGUGGACGGCGCUCUGGGCUUCCUGGUCAGCACACUAACGUACCGCUGUCAGACCAACUCGCUCGCCAUCAUCGAAAGCGGCGGAGGAAUCCUUCGUAACGUGUCGAGCCUGGUCGCCACACGAGAAGACUACAGGCAAAUCCUCAGAGACCACAACUGCCUCCACACUCUGCUGCAGCACCUGCGCUCCCACAGCCUGACCAUAGUGAGCAACGCCUGCGGGACUCUGUGGAACCUUUCUGCCCGAAGUCCAAAAGACCAGGAGCUGCUUUGGGACCUCGGCGCAGUUAGCAUGCUGCGCAACCUUAUCCACUCCAAGCACAAGAUGAUAGCCAUGGGCAGCGCUGCAGCUUUAAGGAACCUCCUCACCAAUCGACCCAUGAAAUAUAAGGACGCUGCAGUCGUAUCCCCUGGCUCCUGCAUGCCCUCACUCUACAUGAGGAAACAGAAGGCUCUGGAGGCGGAGCUGGAUGCAAAACACCUAGCAGAGACUUUUGAUACCCUUGAGAAACAGAGCCCCAAGCACCUGACCCUCAACAAGCCGCUACGGCACAUUGAGAGUCUGGCAAAGGAUUACGCAUCUGAUUCUGGUUGUUUUGAUGAUGAUGAGGCCCCCAAUGUCUCCAGUAGUCUGGACACUGGGAGCUUCUCUAUGCUGUCCAUGUUCCUUACCAACUCUAAUUUCCUGCAAAACCAGCCACGUAAGAGGGACAGUGAACCUGAGAGAGACAUAGACCCGCCUCAGAUGGUCGAGAAAAGACACGCACCUCCUGAUGAUGUGGUAUCUGCUGCUGCAGAGAAGCUUGCAAAAAAGAUCACCAACACGGUUGCCAAGAUCGACAGGUUAGUGGAGGACAUCACCAUGCACACAUCGUCUGAGGACAGUUUUAGCCUCAGCUCUGAGGACCACCUGGCAGACUGGCCAUACGGACUGGAUGAACUCAAUGAAGCCCGGGCGAAAUCAUGCUCCCCCUGCCGUCUCUCUGACACAAGCAGCUUGGCCCGCAGAGAACGCCUCAGUAGAGCCCACGCCCUCUUGCGCCUCAAAACUGCCCAUACAAGUGUAUCAACAGACAGCCUAAACAGUGGAAGCACCAGUGAUGGCUACUGCGGCAGCAAAGACCAGAUGCGACCUGCUCAAAGAACUCUAAUGAUGCAACAACGACCCAACCAGCUUGAUCUCAAGGUGGCUCAUCAAGAUUACCUUAAUAUAGGGUCUGUUCUGAAUGGGACUAACCAGCAAGAUAUUCCUGAGAGAGAUUCUGUGGACAACAAAGAUGUGAAAGCUCUAGAGCUCAGCAACACAGAUGCAGAAAAGAACCAGGAUCAACCUGUACAAACACCUGUCAGUGCAUCCACUAAAGUCUCCUCUGAUGUCAGCAUGACUUCAAUUAAACUGUCUCCUUCUUAUCAACAGGUCCCGCUCAUUCAGAGUGUGGCCAAAUUUGGUGUAGCAAAGACGGCCAUCAAUGUCCAGGCUGCCCAAGCAAUGAGGAGGCAAGCAUGGGUACCUACUGUGAUGACUGGGGGGAGUAUUACAAAAUUUUCUCCAAUGACAUCCACCAGAAGCCCAACCAUCGGGACGAUGGAGACGGUCCAGAAAUACUCUGUGGAGAACACCCCAAUUUGCUUCUCCCGCUGCAGUUCACUUUCCUCCCUCUCUUCUGGCGAUGGAGCGCUGGAUGGACAAAGUGAAAAUGAGCUGGAGAGUGACUCGUCAUUAGAAAUAAUUGAAGUGGAGGAUGAAGAAGUGGUGAAGAGAGGUGAAGAGGAUGAAACCUUGGAGGAUCUGAGUGACAGCCAGCUGCUGCUGACUGACUCAAAAACCUUCCCCAGCAAAGAGGCCGAUCCCAGUGAGAUCCCCUGUCCUGCCAAAAAGGAAAAGGUGUUCCUUAGAGGAGCUUCACCAGCCAUACUUGAAGACAGAUCUCCAUCCAGUUCAUCUGAGAACUACAUCCACGAGACACCCCUGGUAAUGAGUCGCUGUAGCUCAGUCAGUUCACUGGGCAGCUUUGAGUCUCCCUCUAUUGCCAGCUCAAUCCAAAGUGAUCCAUGCAGUGAGAUGAUUGAUGGAACAAUAAGCCCUAGUGAUCUUCCCGACAGCCCAGGGCAAACCAUGCCUCCUAGUCGAAGUAAAACUCCAUGUUGCGUUGAGGGAAAUGGACCAGAAACACAGGCCACAGGAAUAGCAGGUCAGUGGGAAAGCAGCCUGCGAAAGUUCAUGGAGAUCGCAGAUUCCAAGGACAGAUUUAACCUUCCUCCUGACCUGGACACCAUGAUCUACUUCACUGUGGAAAAGCCCACAGAGAACUUCUCUUGUGCUUCGAGCUUAAGUGCUCUGCCUCUUCACGAACACUACAUACAGAAAGAUGUGGAGCUGAAACUGACCCCCCUACUCCAGCAAAAUGAUAAAAAUCUUCCUUUCCCUGAUGAGGAUGAGCAAGGACUCGACCACGGAGAGAGAUAUAGUGAGGGCAACUCAGACGACGACAUAGAAAUCUUAAAGGAAUGCAUCAACUCAGCAAUGCCCUCCAAGUUCAGAAAAGUAAGACCUUCCCUGAUGACCACCAUCCCUCCUCAUAUUCUCAAUUCCCAGAUCCGAAAACCGAUACAUCUUCCAGUGUACAUGAUGCUCCCAAAUGGCAAAACCCAAAUGUGUACUGGGAGGAGAAUUGUCAUCCCACAAAAGGACUUAAAAUUUGAUGAUUCAUCCUUCACUGAUUCUGCGGAAGGUACGCCUGUCAACUUCUCCAGCACAACAUCGCUUAGUGAUGAAACACUUCAGUAUCCAGUAAAGGAGAGGGGGGCUAAAGACUGCACAGCUAAAGGUAUGAACAAACAGGAACUGCUCGACGAUGAGGCAAAGAGGAUCGAAGACUUGAGGAUAUUCUCACACUUCCACAAACCCAACAGGAUGAACUACCCACCUGAGAUACAAAUUAACCGAACAAUCAAACACGUCAUUCCCACUCAGAGGGUGCUGAUGCAAAGCAAAGAGGUAGCCGAUAGAGUGGCUAGCCAAAGAAAUCGUGAUCAGUCUCCUAACCAACAAAAGAAGAAGCAAGGUCAAGGCCCAGUCAGGAAACUAGAACUGCCUGUCAUAAAGAAAAACACAGAAGGUAACCUUAAUGUGGGAUCACAAAAAGGAAACACAAUUUUUCGACAAAUGACACAUUCUUCAGAGGACAGUAACGGCUUCUAUGAUGUCGAAAAUGAAAAAGACGAAGCAAUGAAACGAACAAGUAGAAAACAGAUCAGGGAAGCAAGUAGAAAUACUCUCUCCCGGAGCAUGACAAAUAUUGGCAGGACUGAUAAUUCCCAAGGAAAGUACAGAGGAUUUCAUAGGAUAAAACAGAAUCUGAUAAAGGAUGACUCCCUGGCAUGUUACUCCCUCAGCUCCUCUCUUAGUUCACUGAGUGAUGCCGAGUUUGAGGAUCAUAAAUCAAAAGCCCAGCAAAUAUGGUACAAAAACAGACACAACAAAACACUGAAUAUGGCGCAACAAACAAAGCCUAUGACCAUUCACAGCCAAUAUGAAGAGCCAAGCUCACCAAGCUCUGUCAGCAUGGAUUCAGAGGAUGACCUCCUUCAGAAAUGCAUAACAUCUGCGAUGCCUAAGCAGAGAAGGAAGCUUGCUGCCAGGAAGAAGAAAGCAGAAAAUACUCAAAAACAAAAACAAAAGGCCUCUGAUGGGUGGAACAUGGAUGAGGAAAUGGAUAGUGAUGAUACGGCAUGGGAUAAAGAUUCAGACCUCAACAGUGUUGAAUGGAGAGCCAUACAAGAAGGUGCUAAUUGUGUUGUCACUGGGCUGCAAGCAUCAAAGUCUCAAGAGCCAUCCUCUGAAGAGACUGAAUCAGUCCUGUCAUUUAUGUCAACAUCCAGCUUUACACCCAAAGAAAGGAAGUUUGCAAAAGACAAAAAGGCAAAUAAACCUCUAGACUUUGCUCAGCGCAAGCCAGUUCCAAACUUACCAGUUGUUUUCAGAGGCAGGACAGUGAUCUAUACACCGAAAAAAGACACAGCUCCAUCACAAAUACCUCCUCCCAGAAAAGUACCAACCAAGUCAGAUGCUCCAAAGAACCCAAACCUUGCUCAGCACAGAUCAAAGAGUCUUCACAGAUUAGGCUACCCCCAGGACACCGAACUGUCUUUGCCAAAGAGGAGCUCUACUCCACCUCCAAGGAUACCAAAAAGUUCAUCCUCUGGAUCAUCGCAAAGCUCUACACCAUCCAAACAGUCACAGAAGAAGAUAACAUCCCCGAUUCAGACAAAUAAAUCCAUCCAGAAAAAGAAUGCCUCACCAGCUAGUAGCCCGCCAGCUAGUAGUCCCCCUGAAAGAAAGGGACGCUCUCCUGUUGUGAAUCAAAAUGAAAAAUCCCCACCACCUAAAACUCAGAAGUCCCCUGUCCGAAUCCCUUUUAUGCAAAAUUCAGUCAGGCCCAGACCUCUGUCACCUUUGGUGACAAACCAAACAACAGGCAGACAAACCAAUCAGAUCAAUGGGAAAAGGGUGCCACCAGCCAAUCGAUUUGAACUGGUCAGGAUGACUUCUGUCCAUUCAAGUGGUGGUGAGUCUGAUCGUAAUGGAUUCUUGAGACAGCUGACUUUCAUUAAGGAAUCAAAGACUGUGCUGAGACGUGAUAGCUCUGCACGCAAAAUGCCUGGAUCUCAGAAUGGAUCGCCCCACAGAGCAGUUCCUGGAGCUUCAGCUGUCUUCCUUUGCUCAUCACGCUGUCAGGAACUUAAGGCAGCUGUGCAAACCCAGAAAAGGGUGCAAGUAAAAGGUCCAGGACAAACACAGCAAGUCCAGAGGCCAGACCGUGGCCUUCAGAAGCAGACUACAACCCUGUCUCGAGCAACCUCCAGUGAAAGGGACAUAUCUGCAAGACGCCCAGGCAGAAGAACUAGCUCUGAAAGCCCCUGCAGGGUGGCUCAGCGAAACGGGCCUGGCAGAGUGUCUGGAGUCAGGGAGCAACAGGACAAAGAUACUUUUAAACGUCACGCCUCAUCACCAAGCAUAAACAUACUGAGCCGAGUGACCAGCCGUUCUUCCCUCCGCUCUUCAUCAUCUGAUUCGAGUGGAAGAGCAAAGAGCGAGGAUGAUACAAAGAAAAAGGGGCAGAGAUCUGCAUCUCGGCUAAAUGACAGAGUCACCUGGAGGAGGAUCAGGGAUGAAGAUGUACCUCAGAUCUUGAAAAGUACUCUGCCAGCCAAUGCAUUACCUCUGGUGCCUUCUCCAGACGAGGAAAAGCCAAAGCCACCAGCUCUUCCAGGAAAACUGCCAACCAUUCUACUUGCAUCUCGCAAGACAAGUGAUGCAACAGUCCAGACAGAAGAUUUUUCAAACAACAAGACCAACUCGAGCACCUCUCCAACAGUCGAAACAGCUCCACUGAUCUCAGAGGAAGUGGCACGACUAGCGCUACUCAGAAAGAUUAGUGCCACCUCUGGGAGUAACCUCCAGGAUGGAGAUUCAGACAGCUCCCUUAGGAGCCACAGCACUGUUGCCACGGGAACGUCAGACAGCCACGUGGGUGGAGUUCAUUUCCGCCAAGGAUCCCCCAGCAAGGCCGCUCGAGUCACUCCAUUUAAUUACAUCCCAAGCCCCAUUGCCUGCUGCCUACAAGACACACAGAGCCAAGCAGCCACAAUCAAUGAGAAGUCAGGGGGGAAAAGUGAGUCGUAGGACAUUUAGUGGACGACAUGGAUGACUCUACUGUGUUCAUGAAUGAAACUCAGCACUCAGGUGGACAGACUAGGAGUGUGCUGGUCCCUAUACCUCGGGUAUUGACCCUUUACUUUCCCCAUUCACUGCAUUCAAGUUUUUCUCUCUGAACAACUGAUCACAGCUUCCAUUCACAAAGGGUUGGAUGUAUGCAUUGAGACAGGUCUGACAUGAACAGACCAUCAAUAACUUUUAGAGAUGCACUUCAGAGAAAAAUCUCACAUGAAACAGAAGUGCAUCUUUUUGUACUUUUUUUGUAUUUGUAGAAUAAUCAUUGCCUGGUAGAAAUGUAGUGAAAACAUAAAGCAAAAGACAAUGAACUUGAUUUCAGCACAUAAAAUCACCAUCGGUCUCCUGGACAGAAUUGAUGAAGGAACAAUAUUAUGCAAACUUAUGAAGGAUAACUCAGCUGGACUUUUACCUGAAAAGGUACAAACUGUGGCAGACUGUUGACAGACUCAAAAGGACACAAAUACACUGACAUGUAUAGUCUUUUUUACAUACAUUACCAUCAACGCUUUGGGUUUUUGCCUCACCAUUAAACUGAAUAUGAUACACUGUUAGCCUUUCCCGUAACAUAUAUGCAGCGCAGUGGGGUUUGGGGUACAUUUUUGAUAAAACAUUUCUUCAAAUUAAUAGUGCAAGUGACGUCUAGAUUAUAUUCUGAUCUUGGACUGAGAUAUGGGUAUAGACUUUUUUGACAUCCCUUGUAAUGUGUUACAGAUUAACAGAAUAAAAACUUAUCCAGUUAAAAACCUACAACUUAAAGCUAAAGAUUUAGCAAGAGAUAAAAACUGUUAUUUCGAAACACGAGUUAGUAUUUUGAGGGCACAAAAAAGUCAAUUUGAGGGAAAUGAUUAACGAUGAACUACUAGCUUGAAGGUUUGGAGUGGGCGAUAUGGAUAAAAUCUAUCACUGUGUGUAUAUAUAUAAUUUGGAUGUUACAUAUAUAGUACAUUUUCUGUAAAAAUAAUUGAGUAGCUGCUUGUGGAACCAAAUAAACAGACAGGAAUGUCUGUGACUAAUUCAAAUUAAAAACCCGACGAAUCAAGGUAUUUAAUCACAUUGUUUCAAAAAUCCUAUUAAAAUUAAUAUUUCCAUAACGUAGUGCUACUCAGUGAUGUGCAACAUUGCCUGCAAUGGCCUAAUACAAGCAGAAAUAUUAUGGUAUUGCUAUCUCUGUAUGAACGGUAUGGCAAAUUUACAGUAGAUAAUCUCCCACAGUAGAUAUCGUCCAACCCUACUUAUGGGAAUUAAAUAAGUAUGCUGAGCACUCAAAUUUCUAACUUGAGGGUAUGAUUUAUCACAACUGUUCACCCCCGACACCUACUGGACUCUAGUUCCAUCACUGCUGCAGAAAUUAUUAUAGCAACUACUGUCAUUUUCCGAACUAUCAGCUGAAUCUGAGUAACUUCACACUCUCCUGUACUCUUUGUCUUAAUCAGUAUUGUAAAUAACAUGCAGAUAUACAAAAUCUUCAAAGCUUCCCGGUGGGCAAAAGAAUCUCUGUGUUGCUCCCUGACAGCAUGCUAAUAUAUUCACUGACUGUAUACACACACCUGUUAACAUUGUGGACACUGGAUGACAAUGAUGUUGUUAUUCAGUGGUAGAAUACUUUCUAAAGCCCGAUGAGAGCAUUACUAGCCAUCUGUAUUCAAGUGCCGCAAAGACCUAUAAUGCUAUAAACUGUCAGCGUAGACGAACAAAGCCUCUGUUAAUCGAAUGCGAUGACAAUAUAUUUGUGUUUGCUACUAGAUUCAGACACUGUUUCCUGUUGAGUAUUUCCUGUCAAGAAACAAAAAGAUUUGAUUCAAUGAUGGUUAGUCGAUGGACACGUGUCCUUACGGAAGUUUUCCUCUGGAAGUCUUUAUAACGUGUUAAUAUCUGCUUAACUGUGUUGCUGUAAAAGUAGUGAUAGGUUGAGAAGAAGUCGAAUAUAAAGAUGAAUAUUCUCUGUAGUCGUACCAUCGCUCCUCCAUGUGUGCUCGCAGAUCAAAGACAGCAGAGUGCUGGACGGAAAGAACAUUAAUCUACAUUAAGGGGCUGUUUAUUCAUAAGAACAAGGUUUUGUAUUUACUGCUGUCACCCUACUGUAUUUCCAAAGCAUGUUUUGAGUAUGAAUAAAGCCCAAGUAACUUUUGAAUGCAACCCCAGUCCCAGUGGCCAUUAUGAGAUAUACAAGUGAUGCACCGCCGAAAUCUACUGUAUCUUUUGAUUAUUGAACACUCAAAUAAGGGUCAGUAAGAUUUUGAGCAUGUGAAAUGUUGUUAAAUAAUUUAAAAGCCUGUGGGGUUGUAUAUCACCUUUUGUAGAAACUCUGCAUGAGAAAUUCAACUUUGUAAAAGUGUAGUUGUAGAAAAAAAAAAAGUUGAGAAUUUCUACAUAAAAUUUGUGCACAAAUUAUAUCAACGGUGUGGUUAUACGCAUUUAAGUAUAGAGAACUGUUUGUGACACACAAACACGCAUUUAAGUUACGAAUUUUGGCCGAAAACCUCAGCGUUGAUAUCAUUUCUGCACAAUUUUUUUGUUUUAGACACUCAAAUUUUUUCUACAGCUACAAACGGGCUUUUGAUUUGAUGUGUAAAAUGUCUACAUGGUGAAAACUGAGUUAAUACAGCGAGCACAAGGUGGUUUAAUUCAGUCAAAAAGUCUCGUAGAUGAUAGCUACUACAUUAGCCGUCUUGAGUCACGACAGUCCCGUAAACUUAUGUGAAUAGUUACACUAUAAGCACACCUGCUGUGGAUUACUGGGCUAUCGUGACUCCAGAUGGCUAUCUGGCUCUUGCCACAUCAUAGCGAAUCAAAUGGUCCCAUCUACGAAACUAAUAGACUGAAAAAAGACUUUUGACUCACCUCUCCGAACCAGGCGAGAGGUGAAGCCAUGGGAGUCAACUGAAAUAGUGGAUGGAUUCUACCUUUUUCACAGGUUUACAAAUGGUAAUAUAAAACCACAGAAUUUGAAAUUAAUUCUGAACAUCAUUUCACAAAGUCAAAUUGUUUGUCCCUUAUUUGAGCCCAUAACUGUCGGCUUGAAAAGGAGGAUUUAUAAACUUUGUAGUUGAGCAUUUGAUGCUCAAACGACAGAUUUUUGGGUGGAGAAUCACUUUACACUUCAACAGCCCCUAAAAGUAAGAUGAGGAUGAAAAGAUGAAAAUUGUGUGAAUGAGACAAAUGGGGAAUUUAGCUCCAUGUUUAAAAGCCAUCAGAAGGUCCUGGGAGUUAGUCACUGUCGGCGGCUUUGUUCACGCCUGGCUGGAGACGAGAUUUUAGACGAGUUCAUGUCCAAACUAAUGAGUUUUAAAUAAUCUAUCUAAAGCUGUGCAUUUAGCGUUUAAUUCACAAAAUAAAUAUUAAAUUAAUCUAAACGUGCAUGUGACUCAAUCGGUUAUCAAAACAGAAAAUUUGAUAAAUGAUUAUUUGAUUCUGGAGAGGAGAAAACCUUUAGUUUAAUGGACAUGAGUUAUUAGGCGAUGUCUUGUGUCACCUGAUCGUAAUGGCGGCGAGGUCCCAGCCUUUCGAGCGUGAACAAGACCACAGAGGCGUAUGGUGCCAUGUGAAAUAGGCAAAGCAACAGAGGUGUGUCAUAAUAAAUGUUUUCAUCCAAUAAAAAGUGACGUGUUUCAUUAAA
Siniperca chuatsi (mandarin fish) is the source of this 11659-nucleotide messenger RNA. It is a transcript of the gene apc2, whose product is annotated as APC regulator of WNT signaling pathway 2. The coding region runs from base 397 to 7992 and encodes 2531 amino acids. Gene Ontology annotation, molecular function: gamma-catenin binding; beta-catenin binding; microtubule binding. The transcript is spliced from 14 exons. Gene Ontology annotation, cellular component: catenin complex; cytoplasmic microtubule; beta-catenin destruction complex. NCBI's taxonomy places the organism in Eukaryota, Metazoa, Chordata, Actinopteri, Centrarchiformes, Sinipercidae. The record is from RefSeq and is a predicted model, not a curated record. Gene Ontology annotation, biological process: Wnt signaling pathway; pattern specification process; negative regulation of microtubule depolymerization.